Molecule: messenger RNA, 5634 nt
Organism: Cheilinus undulatus (humphead wrasse)
Lineage: Eukaryota; Metazoa; Chordata; Actinopteri; Labriformes; Labridae
Gene: shc2
Product: SHC (Src homology 2 domain containing) transforming protein 2
Exons: 13
Coding region: 1811-3952 (713 amino acids)
Biological process (GO): intracellular signal transduction; cell surface receptor protein tyrosine kinase signaling pathway
Cellular component (GO): plasma membrane
Molecular function (GO): receptor tyrosine kinase binding
Source: RefSeq, a predicted model, not a curated record
AAAUUCUGUGAUUGGAUGAAUGUUUUGUCUGUUACAUUCAGGACAAAAUGAGGUAGUAGAUAUGGGCAGCUCUAGUACUAAUCUAAGUACUAAUCUAAGCUACGGGCUGUAGCUUGUGCACGGUGGAGCCUGUCAGUGGCUAAAAUUUAUGCUGAAGCCUAUUGAGACGUGCAAAAACAUAUUCUCUGCCAAGAGGAGCUGUCAGUGUGGCUCUUUGCUCUUGUUUUAAAAGAGACAUUUGGUCAAAGUCUGAUUAAACUGCCACUCUUCUGCAGCUGUGGUAGCAGCUUAUAGUACAACUUAACCCCACCUGUAACAAUCCCAAACUCCUGCUGCAACAGGUCUAAGGAAGAGCAAAAAACAUCUUUUCCAUCAAGAACUACUUUCAGUGUGGCUCUUUGCUCUUGUUUUGAUAAGAAAUGUGGUACAGUUUUGAUAAAACUGUAGUUGCAGCUACAUCUGGGCUAACUGCUACAACAGCAGCCACAUCGGCUUACAGUACAAAUAAACCCCACCCGUAACUCUCGCAAAUUCAUACUGAGGCAGGUCAGCAGAAGAGCGAAAACACCUUUCUGUCAUGAAAAGCUUUUAGUGUAGUUUCUUUGCUCGUUAUUUCAAUAAUGUAAUGUGGUCCAGCUCUGCUUAAACUGCAGCUGUACUAAAGCUACAUCAGAGGUAGUUGCUACACUGGUGGCAACCAUUGCUGUUGGCUCCCAGUACGACUGAACACCACCAGUAGUUUCUGCAUUGGUCCCCUCAAAUGACAAUUAUCUGAACUGUUUUCAGGUCUGACACAAUCAUUGCAGAUUGGAGCUUGAUGACAGACAUGGAGUUUUGCAAAUGCAUCUGCUUUGCAUGGUUAGUUUAUUUUAUGUGUUGGAAGAGAUUCUGUGAUACAUGCUCUCAACUCCUCAUAGCAAUCCUAAUGCCUAUUAAAGGCAUAGAAAUAAAAAAAAUAUACAUAUCGAAUUUAUUAAUACAAAAGAAUACAUAUGAUUUGUGGGGAGAAACACAUUUUGUGAUACUCUCAGCACUACACAGUGUGUCUGUAAUGGUUUCAUGAUCAUGUACCUAAAAUCAGUUCAUUACUUGGGAGGAUUAUAUAUAGUUGUAUCGCAUGUCAAAUGCCAUUACUGACAGCUUUUUUGUGUAAGGGUUGAUCGUGGAGAAACAUUCAGUUUUUGAUGUCAUUUUCUUUCUUUAUAUUAGCAAUAUAAAAGAGCAAGAGGAAAUUAUUAUGUUGCAUUUUAUAUGAUGUCUCUUGGGCCUUAGCAUUUUAUGUUAAUAGAAUGAAAGCAGUGUUGAUUCAUGCUGACUCAGCAAAAUUAAUUGCAGAAUAUUCUUGGUUCAAAAAUAUCUUGGUUCUUGAUGUGAAAGUGUGAGUGUCAGAGUCAGGGUGGUUCAGGCAGAUGUGUUUUAGCUAAUACAGUAUGAGAGCAGCUGGGCAGGGCAGGGCUAAUAGACCCAAUGACAUCAUCCAGAAGAGAGAGAGAGAGAGAGAGAGAGAGAGAGAGGGAGCAGAUGAGCGAGCCAGCCUCAUGCAGCAAAAGGAAGCAGGCCGGCUCAGACAGAGUGGAGCGUGGCAUGAGUGUGGGACAGUGUGUGUGCGUGUGUGUGAGCAGGAGAGGAGCGUUCACUUGACAAGGAUAUAGGACUUCAUCUGGAAGAUUUCCUCUCUAGUUUUCUCCCCUUUAUUCCCAUUACACCUCUCCCCCUUCCCUCCCCUUCCCCCCCUUUUCCCUUUUCCCCCUCCUCAUCCUCUGGCAGUCAUCCCCCCUCUCAGCUCCUGCUUCUAACGGCUCCUCCGGGCAUGCUCCUUAAGCCAAAGUAUGACCGCUUCCGCAACGAGUCUGUAACCUCCUCCGACGACCUGAUGCAGAGCUUAGCCAUGAGUGGCAAAGUUGUUGCCACGCCGGUGGUCCCUUCCUCCACCCCCAAUCUCCCUCUGCCUCCUUUGGAUCCCAAUACCAGAUCCUCCUCCUCUGCCGGGGCUGCAGCUCUGGCUGACUCCCCCUGCCUGGAUGGGGAGCAGGAUGCCGCCACUACUUUCUGCAUGCUCAUCCCAAAGAUGCCCCAGUGGAAGUUCUCCAACUCGCUGCUCAGUCGGAGCCCAUCCAACUCCAGCUCCAGCUCCAGCUCUAGCAAGGACUCGGGGAAGGCAGCAGCAGCUCCUUCUCAGAGUUCUCUUUCCUCAUCAUCACACAGGCCCAGUGGUGUGACCUCGGCCAGUGGCCCUGUGGCCAGCCUGGCGGCAGUGCUUAACUCCUGUGACCCUGUGUGUGUCACCCCUUGUUCCUUGCAGGCCAUCCGGGGGCAGAGGGCAGUCGCAGCAGCGAACUCUGCCAAUCCAGGAGGGCAUGGAUUUGGGGCCACUGAGGCCAUGGCGAGCCCAGGGGGACCCAGUAGCUCCAGGUCUGGAAUGAACCGCAGGACAAGGGUGGAGGGCAUGUGGCUUGGGGGAGAGGACUUCAGCCAGAAGGGUAGCUUCAUCCACAAACCCUCUCAAGGGUGGCUUCAUCCUGACAAGAAGAUUGCCGGACCAGGGGCUUCUUAUAUCGUCAGGUACAUGGGCUGCAUAGAAGUACUGAAGUCAAUGCGUUCACUGGACUUCAACACGCGCACUCAGGUGACAAGGGAAGCCAUCAACAGACUGUGUGAUGCUGUGCCAGGAGGGAAGGGGGCAUGGAGGAAGAAGGCCCUGAACAAAGCUCUACAGUCCAUAAUGGGAAAGAGUAACCUGCGAUUUGCAGGCAUGAGUAUUGCAGUGAACAUUUCCAUAGAUGGCCUUGGCCUGCUAAUCCCCACCACACGACAGGUGAUCGCACAUCAUCCCAUGCAGUCUAUCUCCUUUGCCUCAGGGGGAGACACGGACACGCCCGAUUAUGUUGCGUAUGUGGCCAAAGACCCCAUUAACCAGAGAGCUUGUCACAUCCUUGAGUGCUCAGACGGUUUAGCACAGAGUGUUAUCAGCACCAUCGGACAAGCCUUCGAGCUGCAGUUCAAACAGUACCUUCAUAGUCCGCCCAAAACCAUGACAUCCGUGGAGAGGUCUAUGAGGACAGAGGAGCCGAUGUGGGGGGAGGAUGAGGACUCUUCUGAACAUGAUUACUACAACAGCAUCCCUGGGAAGGAGCCUCCUGUUGGGGGAGUGGUGGACUCCCGGCUCAGGCCUAGUGGAUCUCUGCUGGGUCACAUCCACAUUCAGCCACAGGCCAGCAAGACAGCAGCACAGAUGGGCUCACCAGCUAGGAGGGAGCAGGCCUCUUACCCUCCUGGUCAGCUGUGUUAUGAACUUCACUGGGACACAGAGACAACCAGUGGCUCAGAUGGGUACCUGUGUGCAGACGGACAGCCAUCAGGUAGCAGAGAUUAUGAGGAGCAUCAGUACGUCAACACCCAGAGUCUGGAGAACCUGGAUUCACUGGCACAAGGGCCAGAAGGACACAGAGGGUCCAGGGUCCCUGAUAGCCCCAAAAGAGACCUUUUUGAUAUGAGACCCUUUGAGGAUGCUUUGAAGCUCCAUGAGGCCUGUGGUGGAGCCGUCGGGUCCUCUGUCUCUGCUACAGCUGGAGGUGUGCGGGUCAUGGAGGACCAGUGGCCUAGUCCUCCACGCCGUCGAGCCCCUGUGGCCCCAAAUGAGGAGCAGCUCCGCAGGGAGACGUGGUACCACAGCCGCAUGAACAGGCGGGACGCAGAAAGACUCCUGGUCCGGGAUGGAGACUUCCUGGUCCGAGAGAGCACCACGAACCCAGGACAGUACGUGCUGACUGGCAUGCACUGUGGCCUCCCUAAACACCUACUGCUGGUGGACCCAGAGGGAGUGGUCCGAACCAAAGAUAUGUUGUUUGAGAGCAUCAGCCACCUCAUCUCAUACCACCUGCAGAACGAGCUGCCUAUUGUAGCUGCAGAGAGUGAGCUCCAUCUCAAACAGGUGGUCAGGAGGAAACAGUGAGCCAGGAGAGCCUGCAUGGGAUGGUGUUUUCAGUGGGAAUUUAUAGAUGGAUACUUGAACACCCAAUGCAAAAUCCACAAAGGAAAACUAACUGGAAAACAUUUAUCCUGUAUGGAUGUUUUUCUGGAUGCAAGGACACCUCUGAUAAUUUAUUUCUGUGAACAAUUUAACCUAAAGGAACAAUCCCUCUAAUUUCUUCCUGUACUUACUCUGCCUUUGGACCAUCAGGAUCAACCAAACUAUCCCUCAUGUGACAGGAACCUCUCAGCGUACAGCUACAAAGCUGGAAAAACAAAACUGUAUGUGCAGUUUGGCAAAAAAAAAAAAAAAUCAGUCUACCAAUGUUAAAGAAGAUGGACCAAACAUCAGGAAAUUUAUGUCAGGAUUUGAUGCACAGAGAAAUGCCUGUGACAGUGAAAUACUUCCAGUAAAAACCCAUCAUCCACUAUCUGCUGAACAGGUAGAGGACAACCCUGGAACUGAUUAUAUCUGGGACAGAUUCUGAUCAAGAACAGAAUACAUCAGGCUUUUUUUGCAGCUUGUUCUGCAAAAGAAAGAGAACACUAAAUGAAACAUCUGAUAUUAGAAAAGGACUGUUUGUUGUUUGCAGAACUUCAGUAGCUGACUCUGAGAUGGCACAAUGGAGACACUAAACAGAAGUCAGAGUUUGAUUUAUGUAUCAGAAAUUGCAUUUUAUCUUCCUUUAUUUCCACAGAAUCUCACUUAAAAAGAAAUACAUUAUUUUCCUUUUAACCUCCAACUAGACAUGCAGUAUAUCUACUUAGAAACGUGAGGUUUAAUCACAUUUCCCGGAAAUAUCAGUCAUUUAUGUUGUGUUUGUAAGGGCUGUUAGUAAUUUAAAAUGUUGUGUAAGCCUGUAAACCUGUUACUGGUCAAACUGCACUCACAUGAAUCCUUUACUCUGAGUUAAAAGAGUGUCUCUUUAGAAACACUCAGUAUAACCAUGCCUGUACUUCCACAGCCUCUCCUACUUCAGUGCCUUAAAGACUACAGGGACGGGCAUGUGUUUGUGUCAGUGUAUAUAAUGUGCAUUUAUGCUCCUAAUGCAAAACUCUAGUUUUCAUGCCAUGCCAAUGAAUGACUGAACAAACGUCAGGAUGAUUAAGCUCUUAAACCUGUAAACAGUGAUGUAAGCUGCUCUUGUUUUUAGUGUUUUAAACUGUCAUAUUGUGUCAUGAAUGCUGUUGUGUUUAUGUGCACCUCUCACAACAGACCUCCUCAGUUUAAUGCAAGCCAUAAACAGCACUGGAAUGCAGUGAUUGAUGAUAAAGACAGAGGAUUUGGACACUAAAUUGAAUCCAUUAUUCAUCCCAGCUCAGGGGAAAACAACACUGUAUUGAUUGUCCUUGUCCCACGUUUGUCUUUAAAUGUCAGUGACUUGUUUCUGCUUUCCUGGGCAAUUUUAGCAACUGAAUUGUUUAAAAUCCUCCUUGAGGUAUGCCAUAUGUUUAUUAAAUUUCACUUUGUGUAAUGAGCAACAUAUCUUUAGUCAGGCUCGCCACUGUUCUGAGCUGCAGCCUCAUGAAUGCACAGAGGUGAGGUGGGAGACAAGGCCUUUGUUAAUGGGAUUAUUUAUGAUCGCCUGUUUUGCUUUCUCAGGAAUUUCUCUUGGACCUUCUCCUCUUUUAUUAACUUUAAUGGCUUUUUGUCAAUAAAAAUGA